Metopolophium dirhodum (rose-grain aphid) is the source of this 1348-nucleotide messenger RNA. RefSeq lists its product as uncharacterized. Lineage: Eukaryota; Metazoa; Arthropoda; Insecta; Hemiptera; Aphididae. The record is from RefSeq and is a predicted model, not a curated record.
AUGGGACUUCGAAGUUCAUCGCUGGCCAAAAAAAACGACGAUACACUGACAUGGGUGUUGCACAGAAGAGAUCUUUGUCAACAAGAAACCGACCAGAAGCCUCAUGAAACGAAAUCGUACGGUGGUUCGACAUCGUCCGAGUAUCGAGGAAGAAGGCACAACAACCAUGUUCAGAGAAAAAGAAGAAACCACGUGCACUCAAACAUAUUGGACUACGGCAAGCCCGAACAGACGUACGGCUACGGAAUAUCUGAUUUGGACGAUUUCCUCUCAAAAUCGUCGAUCGGUCGGCCGGGCAACAUACCGAUGGUGCUGUGCACGGGAUGUCUGCUGUACCAGACGCAGCUUGACGACCACUACCAGACGGAGGUGGCGCUACCACUGGGCAUGGUGGUGAACGCGGUGUUCAAGAACGAGCAGUGGCUGUACGUGCAGACGCCGCACGCCGAAGAGGGGUACAUACCGUACGGCAGCUGCCUGCCGCUGGGAAUUGUGCCGCCGCCGGACGCGGCCCGGGCGCCGUGCUGGGAGACCCAGUCGGACGUGUUCCCGAGACCUGUCGGGGACCGGCGUCGUCGCGGCCGCGGCCACAGGGGUGGCAGCGUUGGAGGCUUCGGCAGUGGCGUCGGCGGCGGCGGCGGAGGUGGUGGCGCUGACGAUUACGACGAAGACGACGACGACGAUGACCGAGACGUGGCCACGUUGCUGUUCCGGCGUCGCCACUGCGGACGGGGCCAGUCGUCACCGCCGCCACCGCUCCGGCGACCCACUGCCGCCACUAGAUCCGUCACUGGCUACGGGUAUUUGUGACGCUAAUCAGACAUGCAGUGUAAAUGAUUUUAACAUUUAUGGUGCCCAAUAUUGUGUACCAUCUGCGCGCCACUUAAUAUUAUAAUAUAUCAUAAUAUGUACCUACCGUUCAAUAUUGUGUACCACCCGCCAUCGCUUCUCGAAAUCUCAGGGGCGUCAAAAUUAAGUGGUCCUAGGCAUAUCGUGGCACCACGGAGGUUUACAGUGGCGACACGGUUCAUCCAUUCUAAAAUCACUGCGUGGUGCGAUUAUAAUAUUGUAGUUUUUAUGAGUUUUUUUCAUUAUAUAAUUAUAUUAUUAUGACUUAAGUUACUGGCGGUAGACCUUAUACAAUAAGAUAAUAAUUAUUGAUGAUCGAAAUAAUAUGAAUGUAAUAUAAUAAUAUAUAAAUUACAUAUAUAUUUUAUUGUAUUACUAUUUAAAAACCGUAUUUUUUACUCAUGUAUAUACCUAUGGUGUAUAGUGUAUACUGUUUAUACCUUAUAUUUGUAUGCUCGUCAUAUAUUAACGAUUUAACGAUUAAAAGUCUUGAUAUAAA